AUGGCAAAGCUCCCGAGCAGCCAGGUCCGCCGGGUCGAUUCUGAUAGUUCAUCAGUCAGUUGGGGUCUUGAAUACCUCCAGGAAGAAAAGAUCACGCCUCUAACCUGGAUCGAGUCCCCCGUAUCAUCCGCCGACAAGGAAACGGGCGAAAUCCGCCUGUUUGUGCGGCACAACGCAAACACCAUCGAGCUUUUCUCCGACCUCUUCUUCGUCGCGAAUCUCGAGACAUUCACGCAGAUGCACUCCAUCACCAAUCUAGGCAGUCUCGCGGCUUAUCUCGGCUUCUUCAGCAUCAUCUGGUUCACCUGGUUCCAGAUCACGUUGCACGAUGUCCGCUUCUCUAUCGACUCCGGGUACGAGCGCAUGUGCAAGAUUUUGCAAUUCUUGAUGUUUGUCGGGUUCGCGCUAGUAGGGUCUUCGUUUAGUCCCGGGACGAAGGAGCACAACAACGCGAACUUCCAACUGCUAUGCAAUAUCCUGUUCGCAACCCGUCUGCUGCUCGUUGCGCAGUAUUCCGUUGCCCUACACUUCGUGCGCAAGAAGACUAGAGCUUUGAACUGGCCCCUCUCCCUUACUAUCGUCCUCUUCAUCUUCUCCGGCGGGUCCUUCUACUCAAUGACGCCGGCUUUCUCACCCGAGUCUGGCAAUGGCUUGGGGAUCUACUACGUCUGGUACAUCAUCCUAGUUAUAGAGAUUGCGAUUACCCUGGGCAUAUCAUCUGUGUGGAAGAACCUUAGCUUCAAGCACACGCACUUGACGGAGAGAAUGGGCCUCUUCACCCUCGUAAUCAUUGGUGAGGGCGCUAUCGGCGCAACCAAAACCAUCGGCAUCAUCAUGGGGAACACUGGGCUGCGACUAGACGCCUGUCUUGUUAUUGGUUGCAUCGUCUUCAUCCUUAUGUUCUGCUGGAUGCUCUACUUCGACAACCCCCCGGAAUGCAAGUUCGGCACAGUACGCCAGCAAAUCUGGGCCGUCCUACACUUCCCCUUCCAUCUCGGCAUGAUCGGCGUCGUCGAAGGAUCCCAGCAAAUCGCGCUGGCGUGGCAGGUUCUGAGCUACUUUGGCGACUUCUUCAGCGAUGUACGCAAAGCCUGCGUCACCAAUAACCAAGACGGCCAGGACCUGACCACCUCCAUUGUCACCUCAUUCAAUGGCUUAACAAUGCCCGACAGCGCUGAAACGCGCGCCAUGGUUCCGCUUAUUUACCAAGAGAUCUACAAGGUCGGUAACAUCACCGGCGUCUGCUCAGUAACAAACACAACAGGAGGCGAUUCCCUGUUCCUGCCGGACGAGUUUCGUAUCCUCACCAAGCGCGUCCUCGGCGUGCUUUUCGAAUCGUACAACGGCGUCAGCUCGUCUGGAGGCGAAGACAUCGGAGAGGUGGCACACCCUGCGUACUCGACUGUGUAUAUUUACUACUGGUCUUCCUUCCUCUUUGUUGUGGCUUUAUUCGCUGUGUUCAUCAUCAUUACCAGGCACAAGGACCGACCGCUCAACAUAUUCGAUAAGGCGGCCAUUACGACGCGAGGCCUAGCUGCCCUUCUGGCCGCCGGGCUGGCCGCUGGUGCAGCGUCGGAGAAGUUCAUUUUCACGUACCUCAAGAGUAGCGCCACCUUGCCCACCGUCGCGUUGAUAUUCUUGGUUAUUUUGGCCGUCGACCGGUACACGAAACAUUUGAGCGCCAAGACAUUGAGGCGGAACCUGACAGAGACUUCUGAGUUCUGGGAGAGGGGUUUGGCAGAAAGGGGCAUAUCAGAGCCGUCGUUGGUAGGUAAGGCUUAA
Molecule: messenger RNA, 1782 nt
Organism: Colletotrichum spaethianum
Lineage: Eukaryota; Fungi; Ascomycota; Sordariomycetes; Glomerellales; Glomerellaceae
Exons: 4
Coding region: 1-1782 (593 amino acids)
Source: RefSeq, a predicted model, not a curated record